Molecule: messenger RNA, 772 nt
Organism: Zootermopsis nevadensis
Lineage: Eukaryota; Metazoa; Arthropoda; Insecta; Blattodea; Termopsidae
Source: RefSeq, a predicted model, not a curated record
UCAGUGAACUACUUGAUAGAGCGAAGAGAGGAAGUUGGUGUUCGUUGCGAUCGAGUUUUAAUAGUUCUAUUCUUGAGAUAUUGUUUACAGACUAUAUAAAGUGUAAAAACUGUUCUGUAUAGCAAUACUAUAAUGCCAAAACGUAAUAAAGUAAAUAGAACAUGGAAUUCAGAAGGAGGAGGACGGGAAGGAAAAAAAUACUACGAACAUGAUGAUCGUGUCAAUGACAAUAUACGAAGAGUAUCUUUCAAACCAGGAAGCAACCGCAUUGGAAAUCCUAGAAGUGGAGAAUUGGACAUGGCUAUUCGUGCGAGUAUUGCUGAUGAUGAUGUUGAUAUGAGCACACCAGGCUCAAGUGGAAGAGGUUCUGGGCGGUUCAACCCAUAUUUUGGGAGAGGCCGUUUUGUUGGUAGAGGUGGCAGAACUUCAUGUAGGAGUUCAGGUAACAGAAGGAGACCAGGUCGUGGCAGCCCCCCUGUACCUUCACAGUUCAGCCAGAAGAAUGGUCCAGAUAACACAGUAUCAUGGUUUAAAGUAACAAUUCCUUAUGGGGGCAAGUAUAGCAAAGAUUACAUCCUGAAAACAUUACUGGCCAGUGUCGCACCAACUAUAUUUAUUCCGCUGCGUGUAAGUUUCUGCCAUUCUUUCAGUAUGUUGUCACUAAUCAAGGCUGACAUUUGGAUGCAUAUAUUGUCAUUAGAGUACUUUUUUAAAAUUUUAAUUGUACCCCAUGUUCCAAUUCUUUUUCAUUAGGUUACGUUAACUUACAUUU